AUGACCCAUUUUCGGAGCGACCAGCACCAAGAUCCGCACAGAACCAUGAACAGUGAGCUGAGGAACACUCGUCCAACAACCGUAAAGAGAGGAAACGGCGCCACCAUCAGUGCUGCGGAUUAUGAAGCUAAAGCUCAGAUUCAGCUUUGGAGACGAGUCUGCGAGCCACAGGACAGGAGCACCACUCAGAUGUUGCGGUAG
Messenger RNA from Knipowitschia caucasica, 201 nucleotides. Lineage: Eukaryota; Metazoa; Chordata; Actinopteri; Gobiiformes; Gobiidae. The record is from the annotation of a GenBank genome assembly.